UAAAGAAGAGGAAUGAAAUCCAAGACAGGAAGAUGCCAAAAUGUGAAAGGGGCUGUAAAUUGAGAGUAGCGAGCGGAGGGUGAGAGGCUCCGUGAGAGAGUUGUGCGAGAUAGUCAUAGUUAGGGUUUACGCGCAUUUCGUAGUGUAGAUUUUUGACGCUCUUGGAUUGUUGAUCGAGCCUCACGGUGGUGACAGCCCGUGAGCACCUCGGCGUUGCUUUUACGGUUUAUUUCUUAGUAGUUUAGAUUUCUAUUUUAUUUCAUUUUUUUUCUUUCUUUAAACAGAUUCUAGUUUAUUUUCUUUUUAAAAUUACAUGUCUUUUAUUUUUAAUUUCCCCACCUUGUCUUUUAGUUAGUUAAUAAUAAAUAAAAUAAAAGAUUUAACUCUACACUUUAAGCUUAAUUUUAGUUGAGUCCUUGGAUUGAUCCCGAGGUUUUCCCUUCUACUACAUUAGUGGGGAAACUUAGGUUUUGUUCUCUUUUUGUGGGACCAAAUCGAGUUUAACCAUACUUUUGUAAUUAAAAAAUAUUUGGGGAGGUGCAGGGAACAUUUGGUGGUGGUGGAGAGAGCAACACUCAAAGAAAAAGAGAACAAAACCCAUUUUCGCCCAAGCCCCAUUAGCCAUUACAUCUCAUAGUCCUGACCUAAACUCAAUUAGCGUAACCGUGUGACAAGAAAACAACGGGAGUUUCAGAUUACGCGGUCAGUGUUGGACAUUGUGAUAACCAUUACGAGACUUAGUGUCAUCAAGAACGAUGAGUAUCUUGCAAGGGAAACGCAAGCGCCAAGACCUGGCUUCUGCACUCUCUGCGUCAAUGACCAACGAGGAGCGGGUGAUUUACAAUAUCAUUCGCGGGAAGAAGGAGAUGGGGAUAUGGCAAGGGGACAUCAAAAGAGAAACCAACAUCCCUGACAGCAUUUUGAAGAAAUCCAUCAAGUUGCUAAUCUCCAAGACUCUUAUCAAGGAAGUUGUGAACAUCCAAAACAAGUCCAAGAAGGUGUUGAUGGCCAUGGAAUUCGAGCCCUCUAAGGAGAUCACUGGUGGAGAGUGGUAUACCGAAGGCAGGCUCGACACACAGCUCAUUGAUGCUCUGUCUGAUGUCUGCUUGAAGCUUAUUUCCCGGAAAAAGAUCGCUACCCGCGAUGCAAUCCUCGAGUGGACUAGAACCUUAGGAAGUGAGGUUUUUCCUGGGGGAGUCACUCCAGGACAGGUGGAACAAAUUUUGAAAGUUUUGGUUAUGGAAAAUAAGUUACAAGAGGUGAACAGCACUGGCUUUGGGGAUUUUUCAUCUGUGCCUGCUGGUGAAGUUUGUUUUAGGCUGGCGAAAAAGGUGGGUUUCCUCUGGAGUUCAACUGGAAAUAUCCCAUUUGGAUGUUUUGUAUUAUGGCUUGAGAUGCCUAAUCCUCCGCUGGGAGGGGGUGUGUCAGAGAUUGUACACCGAGUAAGAAUAUGAUCAAAUUAUAGUAUAUGAGUGAAUAUUAAUUUCAUAUUACAAAUUAAUAUUGAGGUUAAGUUAGAUUUAAAGAUAUACAAUCACCAGGUAAUACAAUUUUCAA
Molecule: messenger RNA, 1557 nt
Organism: Vigna angularis (adzuki bean)
Lineage: Eukaryota; Viridiplantae; Streptophyta; Magnoliopsida; Fabales; Fabaceae
Product: DNA-directed RNA polymerase III subunit RPC6
Exons: 4
Coding region: 756-1454 (232 amino acids)
Biological process (GO): transcription by RNA polymerase III
Cellular component (GO): RNA polymerase III complex
Source: RefSeq, a predicted model, not a curated record